Molecule: messenger RNA, 2852 nt
Organism: Hibiscus syriacus
Lineage: Eukaryota; Viridiplantae; Streptophyta; Magnoliopsida; Malvales; Malvaceae
Product: disease resistance protein RPM1-like
Exons: 1
Coding region: 21-2822 (933 amino acids)
Biological process (GO): defense response to other organism
Molecular function (GO): ADP binding
Source: RefSeq, a predicted model, not a curated record
CUUUGGAAUCGGAAACAAUAAUGGAGUUAUCAAGCUCUCUAGAUCCGAUAACGAGCAAGGUCAUCUCCAUUUUAGAAAAUGAAGCCUCGUUGUUGACAAAGAUUGGAGCUGAAAUCAAUGAAAUCAAGCUUGAGCUCAAGGCCAUUGCAGCUUUCCUUCAGGAUGCUGACAGAAGAACAGGAGUAGUAACCAUCAGUGAAACUGAUAAUCAAUGGGUCGCAAGCGUCAGAGACAUUGCCUAUGAAGUUGAAGAUGUCAUAGACGAAUUCAAGUACCACUUCAACAAGCAACAACAAUGGAGGGGUAAACCCUCAAGAUUUUUCUUGAAGCUUAUUCAUUUUCCCAAGAAUGUAUUGGUCAGGCAUGGAGUAGCUGUCAAGUUACAAAAUAUCAACAGAAGGAUCAAAAGCAUUGCAGAGAGAAGCCAUCGAUAUCGAGUUUCUUGGUCAGAAUCAGGAAAAUCUGAUGAAAAGCAGAUUGGAGUACAACAUCAUUGUAACAACUGGGUGAAAAAUCUGAGUGAAUCUUCUCUCUUUUUUAAGGAUGAUGGUCUUGUUGGAAUCAAUAAGGCACAAUGUGAAUUGUUGGGAUGGUUAAUGGAUCAAGAGCUCCAAAGGACCGUGAUUUCUGUUGUCGGGAUGGGCGGUUUAGGUAAAACAACUCUCGUUGCCAACACUUUCAACAAACAAGUUGUCGAGCAACAUUUCGAUUGUUGUGCAUGGGUUUCUGUCUCCCAACGAUAUGUUGUAAACGAGCUAUUCAAGUCCAUGAUCAAAGAGCUCUAUGACAAGGCAAAAGGAAAAACCGAUCGAGCGAUCAACCUCGACUCCAUGAGCUAUCGAGAUUUGGUGGGGGCACUGGUGGACUUCUUGGAGCCAAGGAGGUAUCUUAUUGUGAUAGAUGAUGUUUGGAACACCAAAUUCUGGCAAGAUAUUAGCGUAGCUCUUCCUGCCAAUAUGAAUGGAAGCCGAAUCUUGCUCACUACACGAAAGGAGGACGUUGCUUCCUUUGAAUUCGGAGUUGUGAAGCACAUCCUUCCGCUUCAACCCUUACCGUUUGAUGAUAGUCUGGCUCUUUUCUGUAAGAAAGCUUUUGUUGGCAAGGGCGGACAAUGCCCUCCAUAUCUUGUAUCUUCAGCAAGAAAGCUAGUUGCAAAAUGUGAAGGCUUGCCAUUAGCUAUAGUUGCUUUGGGUGGUUUGAUGGCUUCCAAGAACUCAAUUGCUGAAUGGAAUGGAGUUUACAAUAACCUGCACCGGGAGCUGAGCGAAAAUGAUGCAUAUUUUGAAAGGCUCAAGUACAUUUCAUUGCUUAGCUACCAUGAUUUGUCUUACAAACUCAAGCAAUGUUUCCUAUAUUGUUGCAUAUUCCCAGAAGACUAUGUGAUUAAACGUAAAAGACUUAUUAGACUAUGGAUGGCAGAAGGCUUUGUUGAACCACUGAGUGAAACAAGUCCAGAAGUUAUUGCAGAAGGAUACCUAAGCGAGUUGAUUUGCAGAGGCCUGCUUCAAGUUGUAAGGAGGAAUGAAUCAGGGAGGCCUGAAAAAUGUAAGAUGCACGACAUUUUGAGGGAGUUUGCUGUUUCCAUAUCGAAAUCCAUAAAGUUUUUCACCAAAUUUGAUGGGAAAGAAGAAGUAGAAGAUGAUGGAAUCCGUCGUUGGUCAAUUGAAGCAAAGGAGGGAGAGAUGAAAACUAAAAGAACGACUGCACUAUCUCGGGUUCGUUCAUUGCUUGUUUUUGCUGUUAGUGAAACCUCUAAAUCUUCCUUCAACAGACUGCCCUCUGGUUUUAAGUUGAUGAGAGUGUUGGAUUUAGAAGACACUCCAAUCCAUGAAUUACCAGAUGAAUUGGUGAACUUAUUCAACUUGAGAUAUCUUAACAUUACAGGAACUCAAGUCAAAGAGCUUCCGAAAAACAUUGGCAAGCUUUACAACUUACAGUCUCUAGUUAUGAAGCGGACCAAAAUCAAAGAGCUUCCUGCAGGAAUCGUGAGGCUGAAAUGUCUUCGGUAUCUAAUUGCUUAUCGUUACAAUGUAAACCAAUGGGCAUUCGACGCUUGGUUCAACACGGUAGUUCCAUCCGGCAUUUGUUUGCUAAACAACUUACAAGUCUUGACCGCUGUGGAAGCAAGAGGUGAUUUCAUCAGUCGACUCAGCAAAAUGACACAACUGAGAAAGCUUGACAUUGACAAUGUCAAGGAAGCUGACGAGGAAAAGUUGUGCUUCGCCGUUGCGAAAAUGAUACACCUCCGAUCGUUGGGGGUGAAGUCGUGUAAUGAAUACGAGCGAGUGAAGAUGGAUGCUCUUGAAUCAGCUCCCUCUGACAUCGAAAAUCUUGUUUUAGCCGGGAAAUUGGACAAGUUACCCAACUGGUUUAACUCGCUCCACAGCCUCACACAAUUGUCUCUACGCUGGUCUAGAUUGAGGGAUGAUUUUCUCCCUCAAAUCCAAACAUUGCCUAAUCUUGGAGAACUCAGACUACUAAAUGCAUACCAGGGACAGCGGUUAGACUUCCUUGAAGGAUUCCAAAAGCUCAAGAUUUUAAGAAUUGGAGGAUGCCCUGGAUUGAAAGAAAUUGUGAUCAAUGAAGGAGUGAUGCCUGGUCUUCAAGAGCUGUUUAUCGUUGAAUGUCGAGGGUUUACGAUGUUGCCGCAUGGUUGGAAAAGUUUGCGUGAUCUGAAACAGGUUUAUUUGUCAAACGUUUCGUCGGAGCUUAUUCAGAAAAUAUGGAGAUCAAAGAAGAUGGAUCAACGAACAAUCACAGGCAUCGUGUUGAGUAGGCAAGAAGACACUGAAACUGUAUUCAAUAUAACGAGAUGGCAUUGAUGAUUCCGGCAAAAUAAGACGAAUGCUUUC